UGGCUGUCAUUGGCCAAUCAACUUGCCCUCCGAUUCGUAAUAUAAACAUCAUGCAGAGGACCGAAGUUCGUUGUUGUUUCUGCGUUCUCCUCUUCUGUCCUAGGAGAUCUCUGCUAGUGAAAAAAAGGGAUCCUAAAAAAGUUGGGUUUUUUGACUGGUUGAUUGAACAGAUCAACAGUGGAAGAUACAAGGGUUUUUUGGACUGGACAGACGAGAACCACACAACCUUUCGUAUCGGAUGGAAGCAUAUUUCAAAGAAGUCUCUUGUGGCAGAUGAUUAUGAGAUUUUCAGGGUAAUGGGAGUGACAAUGAAGCUGAAGCAUUGCAUUUCAAUCCAUACAGUGAAGAAUGCCCGGCUCUGCACCAAUCUACUCCGCUAUACCAGCAGGAAAUGCUAUUACGUAUGAGCAAAGAAGUUCCUGUGAAGCCCCUCAGGUCACCCAAAAUGGCUGCUCACCUAUAGGGAAUGGAGUAGCAGUUGAACCUGUGGCAAGUGACUGUUACCAAGAAGGACCCCAUUGGCCACCUGCAAAUCCAACAAAAGAGAUUUCCCAGUCAACCAUUGCUUUUUCACAUGUGCAACAAAAUUUUCCGGGUGCAAAUCAAUUUAAUCAGUUAGAAGAAGCUGUCUGCAAUACUAGCUGUUUCGUUGAUAACAUUUAUCUGAGUGAAGAGCCUCGGGAUAAUGGAAUGAGGAAUAAUGAAAUGAAGAAUGUCUAUCUGCUUACAGCAAACCCGGAAGUUAUGAUGGAACAGAGUACAUUUGUACCUUCAGCUACUCUCCCAACAGAUGAACCAACCAUCAAUAAUGUUCCUUCUCAGGACCCUCUAGAAACUGCUGCAUUUAACAUAAAAGUCUCUAUCUACUAUCACAACAAGAUAGUGCGUGACGAAGCAGAAGUAAAUAGCUGCCUGCUCACCUACAACCAGGAGAACUGCCACCAAUCACACAAUGCACAGGUCAUACAGUUUCCAAAUCCAGACAUGCUGACGGAUCAGAAGCGAGUUGAAAAGACCUUGUCUGUCUUAGAGCCUGCACGUUUAUUAUUAUAUCAGAAAAGGAGGAUCUGGGCCAAGCGACUUGGAAUGUGUCAGGUCUUCCAUGCAUUCUCCAAGGAGCUGGACAAUCAUUCUCAGGACCCUCCAUGUAAAUUACUGCCAAGGAAUGUUGAAACUGAAAUCUUCAACUAUGAACAGUUCUAUCAAGAACUGGUUGAGUUCCGUGAUGGUCAAAGACGCUCGUCUCCUGACUAUACCAUUUAUCUGUGCUUUGGACAGCGGUUUACUGCUUCCAAACCCAAGGAGUCCAAGCUGAUCUUGGUGAAGCUGGUUCCAAAUUUUUGUAAAAAUUCGCAUGAAUUCGUGCAGAGGGAAGGCUGCUCAUCCCUGAACAGCGAAAGUCUGAGCCUCCAAAUCUCCAACAGCCUUUUUGAUAUGAUAGAACAGCUUUCCACUAUAUUCAUGCAGACUGAGACAGCGUAUUGAGUGUUUUGUUUUGUGUGCCAAUUAAUAGGUUUUGCAGAGGGUGAGGCUGGUUCUCUCCAUUUGUUUCACAGGCCGAAGUACUACAAUCUCUAGAUUGCAUCUCAGCCUUGUUAUUAGGGCAGAUGAUCUUCUAAUUGGACUAUUAUUUAUUGAGAUAAUCACACCCCGGAGAUACAGAUACUCUGCCCUGUGAAAUUCUUUCCAAGAACUUAUUGGAAUAUAUAUCUUGCUAUAGGGCAUUAUGACAAGGAUUCUUCUUUGCAGUAAUAAUCGUGGUACAAAGUUGAGGAAAUUCUUUUCAAGAACAUAUUUUUAAGUGAUAAGAAUUUCCAGAUGCUAAGGGAAUGAAUUUAGUUUCUGGAAUGCACUUUUUACUUCCUAUGUUUUUUAAGUGAAAAGACAUUAAAUAUACAUUCUAACCUGAAACUCAGCAGAAACUUCCAUGUUUCUCCAAACAAGACUAUUCUCAAAUGCUAUGGGACAGUGUUAGAAGCAAGGUUUUGUAUUUUCAGUCCUAAAAAGAAAGGGACAAACUUACAAAGGACUUCUGUUCCUCUGUAAGAAGUUGAAGUUUGUAAAUAUUUGAAAAGAAAAAAGAAAACGUCCCUAGUCGGCUGGAAAGGAGAUGGGAGAGAGAUUUAAUUUCAGACUUGCAAGAUUGAAGUCAGCCUUUCAAGAUAGAUCAGAUAGGAAAGAUGAGCUGUAUGUCUAUGGAACUUCUCAGUCAUCCGGGUCAUGGUUGCCCCAGAGGUGCUUUUUCAAAAGGCAACUGGACUUUCUGUUUUUUCUUU
Messenger RNA from Thamnophis elegans (Western terrestrial garter snake), 2276 nucleotides. Its product is annotated as interferon regulatory factor 3-like. Lineage: Eukaryota; Metazoa; Chordata; Lepidosauria; Squamata; Natricidae. Gene Ontology annotation, cellular component: nucleus. Gene Ontology annotation, molecular function: protein binding; RNA polymerase II cis-regulatory region sequence-specific DNA binding; DNA-binding transcription factor activity, RNA polymerase II-specific. The record is from RefSeq and is a predicted model, not a curated record. Gene Ontology annotation, biological process: immune system process; regulation of transcription by RNA polymerase II.